AUGUAUAGACUGGGCAGCCGCAGCUUGGGCUCAGCCCUGAGAGCCGUCAAAGAUACCCCAUUACGGAGCUCCCUCGGACAACAACAGCGGAGGAACCUGAGUAUACAUGAGUACUUAUCCGCGAACCUACUGAAAACGUACGGGGUCGGAGUUCCCAAUGGCGAGGUUGCAAGGACACCAGAAGAAGCUGAGGCAAUAGCCAAGAAGAUUGGCGGAGAUGACAUGGUGAUCAAGGCACAGGUCCUGGCCGGUGGACGAGGCAAAGGAACCUUCGACAAUGGCCUAAAAGGUGGUGUCCGAGUAAUCUACUCACCGACGGAAGCAAAGAUGUUUGCGGGCCAAAUGAUCGGCCAUAAGCUCGUUACGAAACAGACCGGUGCUCGCGGCCGCAUCUGCAACUCGGUCUACAUCUGUGAACGCAAAUUUGCUCGGCGCGAAUUCUACCUGGCCAUCCUCAUGGACCGAUCCACUCAAUCCCCGGUCAUUGUCGCCUCGUCGCAAGGUGGAAUGGACAUCGAGACCGUGGCCAAAGAAACUCCCGAAGCGAUCAUCACCACCAACAUCGACAUCAACAAAGGUGUGACCGAUGACAUCGCUAGAAACAUCGCCACCGAGCUCGGCUUCAGCGAGCAAUGUAUUGAAGAUGCAAAGAACACGAUUCAAAAGCUCUAUCAAGUAUUCGUCGACAAGGAUGCCACCCAGAUCGAGAUCAACCCUUUGAGCGAGACCAGCGACCACCAGGUGAUGGCCAUGGACGCCAAACUCGGCUUCGACGACAACGCUGAAUUUCGACAGAAGGAGGUGUUCAGUUGGAGGGAUACCUCGCAAGAAGAUGCUGACGAAGUCAAGGCUGCUGAACACGGCCUGAACUUCAUCAAACUCGACGGCGACAUCGGUUGUCUUGUCAACGGUGCUGGUCUAGCCAUGGCAACCAUGGAUAUCAUCAAGCUGAGUGGUGGAUCUCCCGCUAACUUCCUGGAUGUCGGUGGUGGUGCAACCCCAGAAGCGAUCAAAUCUGCCUUUACUCUCAUCACGAGCGACCCCAAGGUCACCGCCAUUUUCGUCAACAUCUUUGGUGGCAUUGUCAGAUGUGAUGCUAUCGCACAGGGGUUGAUCAAUGUUGUCGAGCAAAUGAACUUGCGGUUGCCUAUCGUAUGCAGGCUGCAGGGCACAAAUAUGGAAAAGGCCGCUGAACUGGUCAACAACUCAGGUCUCAAGAUCUUCUCCAUCACCGACCUGCAAGAAGCGGCGGAGAAGGCGGUCGAUUUUUCGAAGAUUGUGAAGAUGGCCCGCCAAAUAGACGUUGGCGUUGAGUUCUCACUUGGUAUUUAA
This is a messenger RNA of Exophiala aquamarina CBS 119918, 1332 nucleotides long. RefSeq names its product succinyl-CoA ligase [GDP-forming] subunit beta, mitochondrial. The record is from RefSeq and is a predicted model, not a curated record. Gene Ontology annotation, cellular component: succinate-CoA ligase complex; mitochondrion. The coding region runs from base 1 to 1332 and encodes 443 amino acids. Lineage: Eukaryota; Fungi; Ascomycota; Eurotiomycetes; Chaetothyriales; Herpotrichiellaceae. The transcript is spliced from 7 exons. Gene Ontology annotation, biological process: succinyl-CoA metabolic process; tricarboxylic acid cycle. Gene Ontology annotation, molecular function: ATP binding; metal ion binding; succinate-CoA ligase (ADP-forming) activity.